AUGGACUCCAAGGAAAUCCUGGCAGUCCACUCAAUACUGCAUCUGAUCUUUCAUCGCAACAAGAAUCAACAUCGUCGAACUAAAUGGUGGAAAUGGCUAUCCAUCUUGAAACGCGCCACCUUGGAUCUCGCCCGAUCGGGGGUAAAAUCUCACCUGGCCACGCACGUAAUCCCAAGGUGUUACAUCGCUUUCUCAACUGUCGUUGCCGAUAACCAGUUCUCUACCCUUGGAAUCGUGCUUCUAGCUGCGUUGGCACGACUGUCCAAAAUCACCGGGAUCAGUGAGCUGAAGCAACCUGUGACAAGCAAGUCCAAGUUUACUCCUAUCGUCGCGAAGGAAGAUCUUGGGGAACGCAUUCGUCGGAUUGACAAUGCGCCACUCCCUCCGGUCAAGAUUUCCUCUGAUUCCAAAGUCUCCAAGUUCUCUAAGGCCUCCAAGGUUUCGGAGCCCACGGAAAAGCUUACAGAGGACGUUUCAAAAAGUACAUCGAAAAAGAAAAAGAAGAAGAACGCUAUCGAUGAUUUGUUCAGCGGUUUGUUUUGA
Molecule: messenger RNA, 543 nt
Organism: Penicillium samsonianum
Lineage: Eukaryota; Fungi; Ascomycota; Eurotiomycetes; Eurotiales; Aspergillaceae
Exons: 2
Coding region: 1-543 (180 amino acids)
Biological process (GO): maturation of 5.8S rRNA from tricistronic rRNA transcript (SSU-rRNA, 5.8S rRNA, LSU-rRNA); nuclear-transcribed mRNA catabolic process, RNase MRP-dependent
Cellular component (GO): ribonuclease MRP complex
Molecular function (GO): rRNA primary transcript binding
Source: RefSeq, a predicted model, not a curated record